AGAGGAGGAGGAAGAGGAGGGGGAGAGAGGAAGAGGGGCAGGAGGAGGAGGAAGAGGGGGAGGAGAAAGCGGAAGUGGGGGAGGAAGAAGAGGAUGAGGAGGAGGAGUUGGAAGGGGAGGAGGAAGAGGGGGAGCAGGAAGAGGGGCAGAAGGUAGAAGAAGAGGGGGAGGAGAAAGAGAAAGAAGAGUAAGAGGAGGGGGAAGAAAGACAAGGGGAAGAGGGGGAGGAGGAGGACGGGGAGGAGCUUCGCCGCGGCCUGCUCCGCCCAGCCGGGGUCGGUGGCCGCAUGGCUUCGGUCUCCUCUGCGACCUUCUCGGGCCACGGGGCUCGGUCCCUACUGCAGUUCCUGCGGCUGGUAGGGCAGCUCAAGAGAGUCCCACGGACUGGCUGGGUAUACAGAAAUGUCCAGAGGCCGGAGAGCGUUUCAGAUCACAUGUACCGGAUGGCAGUUAUGGCUAUGGUGAUCAAAGAUGACCGUCUUAAUAAAGACCGAUGUGUACGCCUAGCCCUGGUUCAUGAUAUGGCAGAAUGCAUCGUUGGGGACAUAGCACCAGCAGAUAACAUCCCCAAAGAAGAAAAACAUAGGCGAGAAGAGGAAGCUAUGAAGCAGAUAACCCAGCUCCUGCCAGAGGACCUCAGAAAGGAGCUCUAUGAACUUUGGGAAGAGUAUGAGACCCAAUCUAGUGCAGAAGCCAAAUUUGUGAAGCAGCUAGACCAAUGUGAGAUGAUUCUUCAAGCAUCUGAAUAUGAAGACCUUGAACACAAACCUGGGAGACUGCAAGACUUCUAUGAUUCCACAGCAGGAAAAUUCAAUCACCCUGAGAUAGUCCAGCUUGUUUCUGAACUUGAGGCAGAAAGAAAUGCUAACAUAGCUGCAGCUGCCAGUGAGCCACACUCCUGAGACACUCUCUAAAUUGCUGCACUCCUGUAACAAACAUUAUUUUUCCAUUUCAUUGUAUUGUGUUUUGCCAUUGUUGGUCUGUUGAUUUCCCUAGAUGUGAGUCUGUUUGUUUUCAAUUGUCUGGACUUCAGCAAGAAAUGUGAUACAACUUGGGCACUAAAAGAAGCCACAGAACAGGAAGCGGUCAUGAAAAUGCCAUGGAUGAAGACUGGAGGCGGCAGUGCCUGUUUAUGAACUAAAUAAAUAAAUAUUAAACACCUAAAA
Messenger RNA from Pongo pygmaeus (Bornean orangutan), 1166 nucleotides. RefSeq names its product HD domain containing 2 (gene HDDC2). Gene Ontology annotation, molecular function: 5'-deoxynucleotidase activity. Lineage: Eukaryota; Metazoa; Chordata; Mammalia; Primates; Hominidae. Gene Ontology annotation, cellular component: cytoplasm. The transcript is spliced from 6 exons. The record is from RefSeq and is a predicted model, not a curated record. The coding region runs from base 288 to 902 and encodes 204 amino acids.